AUGACGCAGAGUGGACAGCAGCCAGCAGCAACAGGUGGUACUCAGGUGCCUUCUUUGAGAUGCACAGAAGAACCGCCUCAGACUGCUUCGGCAUCCGAGGUUGCAGCAGCAGUGCCUACGACAGAAGCAACAGCGGCAGCCGCACAGCCGCCACCAGCUGCCAGUGCUGCUGCUAUUGGUGCAGUCGUUGGGGAAGAAGCUGCAGGGAGAACAGAAAUUGUAGCUGCGGAGAAGCACCGAAGCGUUUUGAUGGGAACUUCGGUUGCGGCAACGUCACAGUGGAUGCAGCUUGGCGGCGGGCAACAGGAAGGGGCUACUGGCGUUGCUGCACUUCCUCCCGUUGCUGCACUUGAUCCUGCCGCUGUUCUUGUGCGUGCUUCUGCUUCGGGUUUCACUACUUCAGCUUCUCCGGGGACUAAUAUUGCUUCUGAAGGCUCUUCUCUAGGCUCUGCUCCUGGAGUUUAUGUUGCCUCUCCUUUUGCCGCUGCCACUGUACAUACUGCUGCUGCGCUGCCACAGCAGGGCUUGCCUAAAGGUGCGGCUUCACAAUCCCCUGUACAACAGAAAGAGGAAAGCCGUGAAGUUCUUUUCGCAGCAGGUCCUCAAUCAUCAAUUCCAGCUGAGGCAUCAGCAAGCUCGCGAGGAGCAGCAGCGGCAACAAUAGCUACACAAAAAGCAUCAGCAAGAACAGCACCAGCAGCUACACCCACGACAUCUUCAUUCGCACCGCAGCAGGACCCAACCACAGCUUCCCUGCUAUCUCGCAGGCAGCAGUUGAGAGCCUCAAUCGAAGCUAUGUGGCAGCGGGAGACUGCUCAAAGCAGCCGCAGCAGCAUCGCCUACCGCCGCAUUAGAAGUGAAGACAUUGAUGCUGUGGCUGCUGCUGUUGACCUGGCUCUCGAGUUGGAGGGCCCCUUUCCUGAUAAUCGGGCGCCAGCAGCAGCAGACACAGCCUCCAGCAGCAGUCACGUGAGCAUGCAAGCCGAAGCUUUGGCUGCUGCGGCGGGCACAGCAGCAGCAGCAGACCUGGUGGCUCAGGCCUACAGACACCAGGCACCAGGGGAUACCUCAAGAAGUGGCGGCAGCAGCACAGCAACCGCAGAAGCAACUACUGCUGCAGCUAUUGCUGCUGCAGAAGCGUUCCGUCAAGGCAUCCGCAGCAGUUCCACCUGCCUGCCAGAGCAGGCAAUGCACCAAGAACAGCAGCAGCAGCAGCGACAGCAGGAGGAGACUAGGGACUUGGUUAUGGAAAAGCAGCUGAAGUGCCUGCGGCUGCUGCUGCUGACGGGCUGUCUGAACCAGUGGUGGAAAGACCAUACAAAUCCAGAGGCAUUUCAGUUCCAUUUUGCCUUGCUUUUGUCUGCGUCUGUCGAGUCUCUAUUUGACGUUUAUCUAAAAAUUAUAUUUGCACCGCUUCUACAAGGCAGACUCUCCUCAGCUGCGAGCAGCCAGCAGCAGCAGCCGCUGCCGCAGCAACAGCAGCUAGGUGCGGAGACCCAUGGGACAACUUUCACCCCAAGCAGCAGCAGCAGCAGCCACAGCCGCGGCGGGGAUGAGCGUAGAGAUCAAACUGCAGCAGAGAGGAGUCUUGAAAUGGACGAAAUCGUGAUGCUGCUUUCCAGAGACCCCACGCGCAGCGGGAGCCUUGUUGCGGCGGCUGCUGAAGUGUGCAGGGCCCUUGAGUGGGUAUAUACAGCGUGCAGAGGUGCCGAGACAGCCCAGGGCCCCUCGAACUAUCCAGAGGCCAUAUUUCCCACUCCUUCAGUAGCAGCAGCAGCAGCUACUGCUGCGAGCAGCUGCCAAAGUUCUUCCCAAGGGGCUUUCGCGUCUUCAGCCUUCCCUGCUGCACCAACUGCUCCUCCUACUGGCUCUGCUGCUGCUGCCCGCACCAUUCCUGUUGCUGCUGCUGCUGGUUUUGGGCUGAGCUGCGGCGUUCACGCAGCACAGCAGCAGCAUGCAGUGCGAUUCGAGGGUCCUUCCUCUGAUAUAGGGAAAGAUGCAGGAAGGGAGACACAGCAAACACAGAAGAUGCAGAUGGAUACUUUGGGGCCCUCGCGGGACCCCACGGAGCAGCCUGGGGAUCCCCUAAUGCUACUUGAGGAUCCUCUUAACUCGAUGAGGCGAGAGUUCGACGACACCAUCAGGCAGCUCAGCAGUGGCAGCAGCGGCAGAAGCCGUGGCAGCACGUAUAGCGGUAGCAGUAGCAGUAGCAGCAGCAGCAGUUGCAGCAGUUGUAGCGGCAGCAGUAGCAGCAGUAGCAGCAGCAGCAGCAGCAGUAGUAGCAGUAGCAGCAGCAGCAGCAGAAGCGGAAGCAGCAGCGGCAGCAGCAGCAACAGCAGUGGCGUGUCAUCUACAGAGCAUCUGCUGCGAACCCUUGAGUCUUUCCUGAGCAGUCGACGGCUGAAGAAAAGGCAUAUGGGUCCCUCUGUCCAACAAGAAAGCCUCGAGAAACACGGGGUGGGGGCUGGCGGAGCUGCUGGUGCUGCUGCUGGUAGUGGCCGCCGCGGCACUCGAGGGCACCGUGGGAAACGCAGGCCUAUAAGCGAACAAGCAGUAGCGGCGGCGACUUCUGCAUCAGCACCAGCAGCAGGAGCUCAGCAGCACCAGCAACUAGUCCCCCCAGCAGCAGAAGAAUGCAGCAGCGCUAGUGCCUUUUCUCCGCGAGCCUUCACGAGCUUGCAGCCACUGCCUGAUGUUGGCAAUGAGCUUUUGUGGGGUGCCUCCGACCCCGGUGUCUCUGGUAGCUCUGCAGCAGCGACUGCCGCAGAUGCAGCAACUCCAGCAGCAGCAGAAGAGGGAUGGCAUUUUACCGCGGGUGGCAGCCCAGGCAGCUCUUCCUCCGCUUCACACUUUCCAGCGUCUCCUGGCCUAGCAGCAUUGUUGUUGGGUGAGGAGCACAGGGGUUCCUCGACUGCAGCCGUAGGAUUAGAUAUAUCACAAAGUACUGCAGAAAGGCUGUAUGAGCAACAACAGCAACUCCUGCUACAGCUGCAGCGUCACCCACUACAUCUUGAAGCGCAGGAGCAGCUGCUGCUUCAAAGACAAGCAGAGCAAAGCUACGAAGCCUUCGCCACCCGCCGGCAACAGCAACAGGAAGCACUUGCAUCUGCUAGCAGUAGAGAAAGUCCCUUGUAUGCCCCCCCAAGAGCAGAGGCAGAAGAAGCUUUGACUGAGCGACGGCAGCUGGGACUUAGCACUCAGCAACGGCACGAGAGAGAAUUGCGCCAGCAGCAGCAACAAGAGCAGGUAGAAGGCUCAGUCCAGAUAACGCGCAGCGGCAGAAGAGUUACAUUUGCUUUUAAUGUGUCUGACGUCGCAAGAGACGAGGAAAUAUCCGCUUCAGCGGCAGCAGCUUCCAUGGCAGCAGCAGCAGACAGUCGACGCAGCAGGAAGUCUAGUGGCUCCGCGGCUCAGCAGCAGCAGCAGCAAUAA
Messenger RNA from Eimeria tenella, 3432 nucleotides. RefSeq lists its product as uncharacterized. The coding region runs from base 1 to 3432 and encodes 1143 amino acids. NCBI's taxonomy places the organism in Eukaryota, Apicomplexa, Conoidasida, Eucoccidiorida, Eimeriidae. Gene Ontology annotation, cellular component: nucleolus; nucleoplasm. The transcript is spliced from 5 exons. The record is from RefSeq and is a predicted model, not a curated record.